Messenger RNA from Pungitius pungitius (ninespine stickleback), 2013 nucleotides. It is a transcript of the gene nkx2.3, whose product is annotated as NK2 homeobox 3. The coding region runs from base 297 to 1340 and encodes 347 amino acids. Gene Ontology annotation, molecular function: DNA-binding transcription factor activity, RNA polymerase II-specific; RNA polymerase II cis-regulatory region sequence-specific DNA binding. The transcript has 2 exons. Gene Ontology annotation, biological process: regulation of transcription by RNA polymerase II; cell differentiation. The record is from RefSeq and is a predicted model, not a curated record. Gene Ontology annotation, cellular component: nucleus. NCBI's taxonomy places the organism in Eukaryota, Metazoa, Chordata, Actinopteri, Perciformes, Gasterosteidae.
CUUGGCUGACCCAGCUCUUUUUGUAGAUAACUCAAUUCAGCCAACCAAACAGGAUCGACCUCUCUCUUUCUCUCCUAUAGCCCUUCAGCCACAGACACGCAGGCAGGGGAGAGGGAUGUCACAGCUGAAAGAAAACCAGUCCACCUCCGCCUGCAUGAAGAACAAGCACUGCACCGCCAUUCCUCACGCCUACGCACGGGGUAUUUACUUCUUUUACGCGCCGUUCGGAGACAAAUUGGUCCAAUUUUGGCACCGUUGACGAUCUGUUAUCUGUCAUCCCUCCGUUAGCGGCAAUAAUGCUUCCCAGCCAGCUCAUAACUUCUUCCACCACGCCCUUUUCUGUGAAGGAUAUUCUGAAGUUGGAGUUGCAGCAACAGUCUCAGCAGCACCAGCUCCAGUUUAUCUCCUGCUUCGGUGUCUCCGCUGCGCGGUCACAGCCGGGAGCUUUCCCCGGCAAACCGCUGCGCUCGCACUCUCCGCCCUCUUGCAUGUUGGCUGGAAGGGACAGUCCAAGUCCGAUUAGCUCCGGCCUGUCGGAGGGCGAGGAGAGGAUGUCGUACCUCACCACGCUCACGGCUCAGGAGCGACUGGCAGAGUCUGGUCUGCCUGCGGAGAUGUUCGGCCACCCGCCGCAGAACCUCUCCUCAGACCUGCAGCUGGAGACCGAGCGGGAAGAGCGCGAUAGCAAGAACUGCGGUGCGCUGCGGGGCGAGGGCGAGGAGCCAGAUCCAGAGCAACCCACCGCCAAGCAGCAGAGGACCAGGAGGAAACCCCGCGUCCUCUUCUCCCAAUCUCAGGUGUUCGAGUUGGAGCGGCGUUUCAAGCAGCAGCGGUACCUGUCCGCGCCGGAGAGAGAGCACCUGGCCACCUCGCUGAAACUCACCUCCACCCAGGUCAAGAUCUGGUUCCAGAACAGGAGGUACAAAUGCAAGAGGCAGCGGCAGGACAAGAGUCUGGAGAUGGCUGGUCACCACCAUCAUCACCACCUCCACCACCCACCGCCUCCGCCGCCCAGGAGGGUGGCUGUGCCGGUGCUGGUCCGGGACGGGCGGCCUUGUCUGACCGGAUCUCAGAACUACAACCCUUCUUACACAGUCGGUGCUCCGAGCCCGUACAGCUACAACGGCUACCCGGCCUACAGCUACAACAACUCGGUGUAUACCAACACUUACUCGUGUACUUAUUCUAGUUUACCCGCUCUGCCGCACAACAACCCUCCCGCUAACGCUUUUAUGAACAUGAAUUUGGGGAACCUCGGUGCACAAACGCAGAGCUCGGCGCCCCAAGGAACCCUCGUCGCACCCUGCCAGGGGACGCUGCAGGGCAUACGGGCAUGGUAGCGUAAGACUAUACGCACAGUGAGAGCCGGGAGAGACUUCACUGGGAUUGGCUGUAUGGACUCUACCGAGAAAACUGAUGCAACAAAAAGGCCCAUUCAAAACAAUACAGCCCAUGCUGGCUGGAACUCGGGGCCCAUUGAGACACAAACCAUAUAGUAUAUGCGAAUUUUCCUCUGAGCCACAAUGUUUAGAAAUCUAAUUUUACCUGCUGUUGGAUUGACUGUGUGUUGUAUAAUGUGGCCUUUUGGGUUCAGAAUGUAGUGUUAAAAAUAAAAAUAAAAAGAAGCUGUAUAUACAUAAUGCAUACCUAUAUGGGUCUAAGGCCCACACACUCAAUUAGAACCCUGGAAUGAAUAGCAAUUAUUGACAUGAUCGGUAUCAUGCUUUUUCCCUAUUUAAUAGUGUGAUUUAUUUCUGUCCAGGAAACUUUGUUCUUCUCUAAAAGUAAUUUAGAUUGGCAACGUUAACUGAUUCGAAGGGCCACAAUUUACAAUGAAUGAUUAUUAUUCUCACUGAAGGUGAAAGUAAAUGAUACAACAAACAUAAUGACACAUGUGACUGUUUUUCUGUAGUUGGUGAGCCAAUCGUUUUAUGUAUAUAUGUAGCCUUCUAAUAGCCUGUUUCUGAUUUUGCUUGAAAGCAGGUGUUAAUACAUUUCAACCGUCAUAAUAAC